Molecule: messenger RNA, 2007 nt
Organism: Cynara cardunculus var. scolymus (artichoke)
Lineage: Eukaryota; Viridiplantae; Streptophyta; Magnoliopsida; Asterales; Asteraceae
Product: probable polyamine transporter At1g31830
Exons: 2
Coding region: 151-1830 (559 amino acids)
Biological process (GO): transmembrane transport
Cellular component (GO): membrane
Molecular function (GO): transmembrane transporter activity
Source: RefSeq, a predicted model, not a curated record
CAACCAAAUCCCAUCUUCCAUUUCUUAUUUCCUCCCCAGUUCCCCAUCGCAUCACUACACGACACUCCUCGACUCUCCCUGCAUCUCUCUCUGCAUCAGAUUUCCACUACCAAAAACCGAAUCGAAUUUUUAAGUGUUUAAUGUUUUGAUAUGGUGUCAACAACUGCUAUAUUAACCACACCAUCAAAACCACCUUCACAAGAAGCCUCUCCAGGCGAUCCACAGACUGCCGUUCCGUCGAAUUCACCUCCCAAAACCACCGUUGAUUUCACCACCAAAGUUACUGUACCCGACGGAGUAGCGCUAAAACCUUCGACGCUUGAAUUAUCGGCCAAGAGCUCUGCUGCAGGCACCGACAAGGUCAAUGUGGACGGUGAUGAGAAAUUGAAGAACACAGCUACUGCAAUGGGACAACAUAAUGAUGUUGAAUAUGUUGGGAUUAAUGAAGCUCCUUCUCCUACAGCUGUCUCUAAUAACAAGAUGAAAAGAGUCUCAAUUAUACCCCUCAUUUUUCUCAUUUUCUAUGAGGUUUCUGGAGGACCUUUUGGUGUUGAGGAUAGUGUUCAGGCUGCUGGACCUCUUUUAGCCCUUAUAGGGUUCUUGGUGUUCCCAUUUAUUUGGAGUGUACCUGAAGCUCUAAUAACUGCUGAAAUGGGUACAAUGUUCCCUGAAGAUGGUGGUUAUGUUGUUUGGGUGUCAUCUGCUUUAGGACCUUAUUGGGGGUUUCAACAAGGCUGGAUGAAAUGGCUUAGUGGGGUUAUAGACAAUGCCCUGUAUCCAGUUUUGUUUCUUGAUUAUUUGAAAUCAGGAAUUCCAGCAUUAGCCGAUGGUUAUCCGCGAGUUUUAGCAGUAUUAGCCUUGACUAUUGCCCUCACAUACAUGAACUUUAGAGGCUUGACAAUUGUAGGGUGGGUUGCUGUUCUAUUAGGGGUGUUUUCUUUGGUUCCUUUUGUAAUCAUGGGUCUUAUUUCAAUUCCUAGGAUAGAGCCUGCAAGAUGGUUAGUGGUGGAUUUACAUGUGGUUGAUUGGAACUUAUACUUAAACACACUCUUUUGGAACCUUAAUUAUUGGGACUCAAUAAGUACACUUGCCGGGGAGGUCGAUAAUCCAAAGAAAACUCUCCCAAAAGCCUUGUUAUAUGCCUUGAUCCUAGUUGUUUUUGGCUACUUUUUCCCUCUUCUCAUGGGCACUGGUGCUGUACCCCUCCAUCGUGAUCUAUGGACCGAUGGGUAUUUCUCGGAUGUGGCUAAAAUCGUGGGCGGUGUAUGGUUGAGAUGGUGGAUCCAGGCGGGYGCWGCCAUGUCRAACAUGGGAAUGUUYGUYACWGAAAUGAGUAGCGACUCKUUUCARCUUCUUGGWAUGGCGGAAAGRGGYAUGCUUCCKGAGUUUUUCGCMAARAGRUCYCGUUAUGGWACUCCRUCAAUCGGGAUCUUGUUCUCGGCUUCUGGUGUGAUCUUGCUUUCGUGGCUAAGUUUUCAAGAAAUCGUGGCGGCAGAAAACUUCUUGUACUGUUUCGGGAUGAUUUUGGAGUUCAUAGCUUUUGUAAGGUUAAGAAUGAAGUAUCCAGCUGCAUCUAGGCCGUACAAGAUACCGGUGGGCACAGUUGGAUCGGUUCUUUUGUGUGUUCCUCCAACAAUCUUGAUCUGUGUCGUGUUGGCUCUUUCUUCGCUUAAGGUGAUGAUCGUUAGCGUUAUUGCUAUAGUUAUUGGGCUAGUGUUGCAUCCGUUUCUAAAGCACGUCGAGAAGAAAAGAUGGAUCAAGUUCUCGACCAGUGCUGAUCUACCCGACCUUUAUAAUGCUCAUGAGCAUAAUGAAUCUUUAGUUUAUUAGUAGCAUCAAGGCGAUCGUAUCUUGGCGUGACCGCCAACGUUUGAUUUGGGUGUGCUCAGCGUGAUAUAGUGUCAUAGGUGGCUGAUUUUUACUUUUUUUUUUUUUCGUUAGUCUCAACGGGAUUUUUCUUUGUUACAAAAACGCUUUUUAAAUUAUAUGAUUGGUUUCGGUGAUUUC